AUUGUGUAUGUGUGUAGUGUUGCUGUGUCAGUGUGUGUAGUGAUCGCCGUCUCUCAGCUGUAAAAAUGUCCGGCAGUAACUCAUACAGACUGCGCUCUUCUCUCCCGGCGCACGACAUGGAUGUCCGGGGUCUUGCCGCUGUCGCCUUCCCGGACGGAGCGUUCGUGUCGGUGUCCAGAGACCGGACCGCGCGGGUGUGGGUACCAAACCCAAGUGAAAACCAGAGUUUUACAGAGAUGCACUGUAUGAACGGCCACUCAAACUUCGUGUCAUGUGUGUGUAUCAUCUCUCCUAAUGAAACGUAUCCACGAGGACUCAUCGCCACCGGAGGACACGACAACAACAUCUGCGUGUUUUCACUGGACCGACCAGACCCCCUGUUUACCCUCAAGGGUCAUAAAAACACAGUCUGCACACUCUCUGCUGGCAAGUUUGGCACAAUAUUGAGCGGCUCAUGGGACACUACAGCCAAAGUGUGGCUUGGAGAGAAGUGCAUGAUGACUUUACAGGGACACACCGCGGCUGUUUGGGCCGUGCUCAUUUUACCAGAGCAGGGCUUGAUGCUGUCUGGGUCAGCUGACAAAACCAUCAAGUUAUGGAAAGCUGGUCGCUGCGAGAAGACCUACACUGGUCAUGAGGAUUGUGUGCGAGGACUGGCGGUCAUAAAUGAUGUGGAGUUCUUCUCCUGCAGUAAUGAUGCCAGUAUCAGGCGGUGGAUGGUGACGGGUGAAUGCGUGCAGGUUUACUACGGUCACACUAACUACAUCUACAGCAUCGCCGUCUUCCCUAACGGAAAAGACUUUAUCAGCACAGGAGAGGACAGGACACUGCGGGUCUGGAAGGAGGGUGAAUGUAGUCAGACUAUUCGUCUUCCCGCUCAGUCGGUGUGGUGCUGCUGCAUUCUGCCUAAUGGAGACAUUGCUGUGGGCGCCAGCGACGGCAUUAUCCGCGUGUUCACUGAGAGCGAAGACCGUGUAGCCAGUGCACAGGACCUGCAGGCGUUUGAGGACGAGCUUUCUAAAGCAGUCAUCGACCCCAAGACUGGAGAUUUGGGGGACAUCAAGAUAGAGGAGUUACCUGGCAGAGAGCACCUUGAUGAACCAGGUAAUCGUGAUGGACAGACGCGGCUCAUAAAGGAGGGCUCUAAUGUUGAAGCGUAUCAGUGGAGCAUGAGUGAUGGACGCUGGAUGAAGAUUGGAUAUGUUGUUGGUGGUUCUUCUCAGCAGAGCUCAAAAAGAGUGAUGUAUGAAGGCAAGGAGUAUGACUUUGUCUUCACCAUUGAUGUGAAUGAGGGAGGUCCACCAAUGAAACUGCCUUACAAUGUGACGGACGAUCCCUGGCUGGUGGCGCACAACUUCCUGCAGAAGAAUGACCUGAGCCCCAUGUUCCUGGAUCAGGUGGCUAAUUUCAUCAUCGAAAACACAAAAGGCCACACUUUGGGUGCAGCUCCUGCCUCAGCCGCAGACCCCUUCACAGGUGCAGGGAGGUACAUUCCAGGUUCAGGAGGCAAUGGACAACAAUUUGGUGCUGAUCCUUUUACAGGUGCUGGUCGGUAUAUUCCUGGCUCAGGAUCCACAGGCACAGCACCUUCAGGCGGAGCUGAUCCUUUUACUGGUGGCAGUGCCUAUUCCUCUCCUUCCCUCCCAAAAUCUACAACAAACAUCUUUUUCCCCAAUACUGAUGGAGUCAUGUUUGAACAGUCAAAUACAGCUCAGAUUCUUGGUAAGCUUCGAGAGCUGAACACCAGUGCUCCUGCAGACCAUAAGCUGAGUGACGCUGCACUGGACUGUCUAGAGAAGUUGUUGAAUCUGGUUACAGAACUCCCUAAUCUGGAACAGCCCACGGCAGAGCAGAUAACUGUUCUCUGGAGGGCUUGCCACUGGCCAGAAGACAUUGUCUUCCCAGUGUUGGACAUCCUGCGCCUGGCUGUGCGUCAUCCAGAAGUAAAUGCCCAUCUCUGUGGCGGGACCGAGGGUGCCAGUCUUUGCAACCAUCUCCUGGGUCUGAUGUCUCCUGAGGGCAAAGCUGCAAAUCAAAUGUUGGCACUGCGCACUCUCUGCAACUGUUUCACUGCAUCCCACGGCCGGGCUCUCCUGUUGGGCCAGCGUGAUGCCGUCCUGUCUCGGGCCGGAGAUCUCCGCACCGUCUGCAACAAGAACAUCCACGUAGCGCUUGCCACCCUGGUGCUCAACUAUGCGGGACGGUUGUACGGUCAGCCGGCUGAGAUCGAGGCCAAGGCGCAGUGUUUGUCAGUGGCUAGCACAGCAUUAGAGGUGGUGCAGGACAAAGAGGCUGUCUUUAGGCUACUGGUGGCACUGGGGACCACAGUGUCCGGGGACAGCACUGCAAAGGACCUUGCACGAUCUUUGGGGGUCAACUCUCAGAUUUCUAAAUACGCCAGGGUCUCUGAUCCAGCUAAAGUCGGGGAGUGUUGUCGGUUAGUGCUGGAUGAACUGCAGUGAAUGCUGAAACGCUCUUCUCUUUCCAUUGCUCCCUCUUUCAGAGCUCUUAACCCUCAAUCUCUCUAUCAUUAGUUUGUAUUUAAAUUUUCACAUUUUGAUGCUGAAUGGAUCUGGAUGAAUGCAUGAUGUGAAUAAACACUGCUGAUUAAUCUAAA
This is a messenger RNA of Danio rerio (zebrafish), 2617 nucleotides long. RefSeq names its product phospholipase A2-activating protein (gene plaa). Gene Ontology annotation, cellular component: synapse; cytoplasm; catalytic complex. Lineage: Eukaryota; Metazoa; Chordata; Actinopteri; Cypriniformes; Danionidae. Gene Ontology annotation, molecular function: phospholipase A2 activator activity. The record is from RefSeq and is marked provisional.